AUGAUUUCCACCGCCAAACGCGAAGAUGUGGCGUUCCGACUGGACCACAUCGAGCUUCUACGAGCCAUGUACCCGUCGUCUGAUGAAAUGCUCAUAGACCCCGAAACAGACAACAUACUUCUCCAAGCCAGACAGUGGUGCGAAGACGAGACUGCUCAUCAGCCCAAGUUGCCAGCAACGAUUUCCUUGUGUCUCAGCUUGGGAAUUUCAACGGACUCUGAGAGAGAUUUUCGAAGACUUCUUUUGAAUAUUGAGCUUCCACUGGCUCCUGUUGAUGUUUCCACUGGUGAAGUUCCCCAAGAAGGGAGAUUAAGAGUCAAUGCGGACUGGCUCACGAAAGCGCAAGCUACCCGGCUACAGGACGGUAUGCCCGAAGAUGACAUCCUGUCAGCGAUCGAGCACGUACGGGAACGAGCUUACGAGUACAUCACCACACUACAGCAGACUCCAAGCGCUGCUGUAUUGGCAACCAAAGACCCAGAAGUCCGAGCCUGGUUCUACUUUCCCUCCAUCAGCACAAGAGAGAAGCGGGAUGAUCUAGUCAAUCACGCGCCUCACUACUCACUAACUGGCUUCCUCUUGGCUGGGAAACCCGGUGUGCUAUGUCUCGAAGGCGAGCCCCAAAAAAUAGACGAUUUCAUGAAAUUCAUCAAGACGGAAUCUUGGGGGAAUAUUCCUGCAGGACAUAAGAAAGUAUCCGAGGUAUUACGAGAGAUGUAUGUCGAGAGGGCAUUUCCUGGAAUGGAGGAAAUUACAGAUCAAUUAGAGAAGCGAGGACAGAGAUCCAAUCGUUCGGAUAUGAAAGGUUUGGAACAGUGGUUGGAUAUCAGGGGAUUAGGGCAAAGUUUCGCCAAAGUACUCAUGUGA
Molecule: messenger RNA, 867 nt
Organism: Ramularia collo-cygni
Lineage: Eukaryota; Fungi; Ascomycota; Dothideomycetes; Mycosphaerellales; Mycosphaerellaceae
Product: related to protein C21orf6 (GL011)
Exons: 1
Coding region: 1-867 (288 amino acids)
Source: RefSeq, a predicted model, not a curated record